Messenger RNA from Laetiporus sulphureus 93-53, 606 nucleotides. RefSeq lists its product as uncharacterized. The transcript has 2 exons. The record is from RefSeq and is a predicted model, not a curated record. Lineage: Eukaryota; Fungi; Basidiomycota; Agaricomycetes; Polyporales; Laetiporaceae. Bases 67 to 606 code for a protein of 179 amino acids.
ACGCGUAGUUGAUCCCAUCAGCCAUCCCAAAGCCGCGUUUGCGCACUCAUCCUCUCCGUUGCAGUCAUGGAGCGGAAUAUUCAAGGUUUGAGCAAUGCAUCUCAGUUCGGAGGUACCGCUGCACCAUCCGAUGAGCUGACAACCGAGGCCCCUAGUACUCUCGCGUCAACGGCCUUUCAACGCGGCGCUCACACCUUGGUUGCUCUCAUAGAGUCAGAAAGGAGAAAGCUUAGGGAGGCCGCUGAUCAGAAACGAGCGGAACUGGAGAAGGAGCUCAGUGAGAUGUCCGACAAGCUUUCUGCUGCAGAACAGAAAGUACAAGAAUUGGAGGCACAUUGUAGCACCGUAAAGAAGGAGCUGGACACGGCGCGCAAUGCACAGCUGACUGAACAGUCAGAAGCACAGAUUUGGAAGGAACGCUACGUUGCGCUGGAUGCCCAGCUCGCUGCUGCGGUGUCAGCAAAGGAUGCUGAGAUCCAGGGCUUUAAGAGCCGCAUCACAAUCGUAGAGGCCGAAAAUAAGCGGCUGCAAUCAGCCGCAGUUGCCACUGAAGAUAAGGAUGAUGACAUCCAGAUGGACAUGCUUGUGAGAGACAUCUUCCUCUAG